This is a messenger RNA of Cydia fagiglandana, 1690 nucleotides long. RefSeq names its product histone-lysine N-methyltransferase SETMAR-like. The record is from RefSeq and is a predicted model, not a curated record. Gene Ontology annotation, molecular function: nucleic acid binding. Lineage: Eukaryota; Metazoa; Arthropoda; Insecta; Lepidoptera; Tortricidae. Bases 75 to 1145 code for a protein of 356 amino acids. The transcript is spliced from 2 exons.
UCUUUUUUCAAAUUUUGUGACAUUCAUUUGUUUCCGUAAAUGCCAUUUGUGUACAAUUUUCGAAUUUAUGCAAGAUGUCGGGUGAAAAAAUCAAAAUAGUUAAAAUUGAGCACCGUGCAGUGAUCAAAUUCUUAACAAAAGAAGGAAAUACGCCCUCGCAUAUCCGAGAGCGUAUGUUGCGUGUGUUUGGUGAUUCGUGCCCUUCAGAAUUCACUAUAAAAUUUUGGUCCAAGCAAUUUAAAAUUGGUCGUGAAAGCUUGGAGGAUGACCCCCGUAGUGGAAGGCCGAUUUUUGCGGUUACGGAGGAAAAUGUAGCCAAAGUAAAAAAAAUAAUUCUAGAAGACCGACGGGUGAAGCAGUGGGAGAUAGCCCGAGAUGUGGGCAUAAGUAAAGAGAGAGUUAAUGAAAUAAUUCAUACACAUUUGAACAUGUCUAAGGUGAGUGCGCGCUGGGUCCCCAGAAUGUUAACGCCUUUUGACAUGGACAGACGGGUGAAAUGUUGUAAGGACUUUUUGAACAUGAGUCGGGGGAAAGAAGAAGAAAUUAUGUCAAAAGUAGUGACGUGUGAUGAGACCUGGAUCAGACAGUGGGACCCAGAAAGUAAGCAAGAGUCUUUACAAUGGAAGUUCAAAGACGAGAAGCCUCCUAGGAAGUUUAAAGUUCGACCGUCAGCUGGCAAACUUAUGGCUACGGUGUUCUGGGAUAUAGAAGGAAUAUUAAUGAUUGAUUAUUUACCAAAAAGAACUACCAUGAAUGCCGAAUAUUAUUCUAACCUGCUACGCCAGUUAAGGGAUGCAAUAAAAGAAAAAAGGAGAGGCAAAUUAAGCAAAGGAAUUUUGAUGUUACACGAUAACGCACCUGUCCAUACUGCCCGCACAACGCAGCUGGUUAUGAAAGAAUUAGGCUUCGGUACCAUUGACCACCCACCGUAUAGUCCAGACCUAGCCCCCUGCGACUAUUUUCUCUUCCGAAAUCUGAAGAAAGACCUCCGAGGCAGAAAAUUUUCUACUGAUGAUGAGAUGAAGGCUGCUGUAACGGACUUUUUUGACGACAAACCAAAAGAUUUUUUUUUUCAUGGGUUAAUGUCAUUAUUUGACAAAUGUAAUAAGUGCAUUUCCCUCGAAGGGGACUACAUAGAAAAAUAAAAUAAAACUGGACACUACAGUCUUUUAUUUCAUACUUAGGUAGAUUACUAUUCAGCCGCCCCUCGUAGAUAUGACAGUUGAUUUAAAAUAAAAAUAAAUACUAAGAAAAUAGAUGAUUCAUGGAGUUGAUUAAAAUAUGAAGAAGCAUUGAAGUAAAUCUUAUUUUUGUUUUUUAUUUUUAGUAGGAUAAGUAAAAAUGUUUCUAUUUCUUUCCAUUCUUCAUUGGUCUGCGGUACCUGAAACAGUAAUUUAUUUUCAUUCUAUUUCACAGAUUCGUCGUCCCGCUAAUGAAGACACUGCUUAUCAGGAAUCUUAGGACAACAGCCCUGCCCUCACACUCAAACAACAACCAGGAAGUACCAGCUAAUACAUCCGACAACCAGCAAGUACCAGUUACUGUGACUACGACUGUUACCAAUACCGGAAAUACUGCGAGAGGUAAAAAGAGGGCUAGAGAUAUUUUUCAAGCCAUUUCUGAUUUGGAAAAGUUAAAUGAAGAUGUGAGUUCUGAAAAAGAAACUGUAUUAGAUAUUGAUGGAAGGAGU